This is a messenger RNA of Mycotypha africana, 1716 nucleotides long. RefSeq lists its product as uncharacterized. The coding region runs from base 1 to 1716 and encodes 571 amino acids. Lineage: Eukaryota; Fungi; Mucoromycota; Mucoromycetes; Mucorales; Mycotyphaceae. The transcript has 3 exons. Gene Ontology annotation, molecular function: protein binding. The record is from RefSeq and is a predicted model, not a curated record.
AUGAACGGUAAGGGCUGGUAUAAUUGCUCCAAACUGAUGCCUACGAUCAAGUAUUCUAAAACUUUAUGGGAGUCAAUUAGUUUUGAUAUUCAUCAUAAUCCAUCUCCAGAAAACAAUACUCUUUGCUCGUCUCCCAAUGGUCGUUUAAUUGCAAUGCCCAACAAAAAGUUACCAUACGAAAUACUGAAGAUCAUAGUAAAAUAUUUAGAUCCAAACGAUCAGUUAAACGCACUCACAGUAUGCAAAGCUUGGCAGCUGCCCGUAGCUGAAGCACUACAUGAACAAGUAGAAAUCAAUUCGAAGAGUAAACUACAACAGUUUUUAAGCAAAGUUGAGCAUAUCGGUCAACAUAUCCAAUUUUUAAGCUUUGGUGCUGAUAGCAAUUCAGAGGUUGAGGAAAUUAUUGAUGCUGCUAGCAUUGAACGAAUAGCGUACUCAUGUGCCAACUUGCGGGAACUAGGAGUUCAUAGUGAACAAUUUUGGAACUAUGCGGCACAGUUGGAUUUUAGCAAAGUCUGGCUACGUUUAAAUGGACUUCGCUUUCUCAAAUGGUCAAAAGGUGCUGCACAAGUACUCGAUGCCAUAAAAGAUAGAGUGACAAUGUUGUUCUUUGUCCUCCAAGGAAGCGGCGACUUACCCUACAUGCCGCAGCUUCGCAGGUUAUAUAUCAUUGACGCUUCUUUCAUGAUUAAUGACGCUGUUCCUGAAGGUGGAAAGUUCCUGGCUGAACUUGCCGAAAAAGCCCCCAAUCUACAGAUUCUAAAUGCACCCGAUAUCUCUAUGCUCGAUUAUAAACCAUUUGUAUUACCACAGGAUGGCAUGUUUCAGUCGUUAAAAACAUUAGAUGUGGACAUCGAAGACUCCAAAUCGGCAUGGCUACCUGUUAUAAUAAACCAUUGUCCUAAUUUGACCAAAUUAUCGGUUGGUAUUCACAAUUAUCGUCAAUCUGAAGCCGCUGCCGCAAGUUCUAGGGCCUUGAUCGAUGUGCUUCCUAAAACAAUUAGAUUAAAAAGGCAGACUGAAUUUCGUUUAAGCGGCUAUGAUACGCACCAACUAUCCGACUACGCUAUAAAACAGCUCGCUUUCUGUAUCAACAAUGACAGCAAAUGGAAUGCAUUAACAAUAAUAUCAAAGGACAGGCCUGAAAUCGUACGCUUUACUCAUACACCAAUGCAAACUAGCACCUAUAUACGAUAUGCUAAAAGGAGUGAUGUAACCCUGCAGAACAGAUUCGAAGAAUCUUUAAGAGAUAAGGAUGUCCAAAUAGCAAAACUUAGCUCUUUCAGCGAAAUGAAGGUAUUUAGCCGUCAAAAUGUGGUCAUUGAUAAGCUGCUGGAGCCAUUUCCGCACAUUAGUAAACUUUCAAUAGCAGCAGAAAACAUUCACAAGAAAGAAAAGAUCUGGGUAUCUGCAUCAGAUGACUUCACAGAAGAUACAGGUCUUCAAGUAAUUAGCAUCGAGCAUUUACGAUUAGAAGGUAUCCAGAUAUUGGAUAGAAUUGUUAUUGUAUACUUGCUCGUUUGCUCUACCAAAUUGAAAACUAUAGAAUUGGAAGAUUGUUUUGUUCCGCAUGAGGUAUUUCAAAACAUGAAAAUCGUAUGCGAUAGACACAAUAUCAGAACUACAAUAGAGAUAUUAUAUUACAGUAAUUGUUCCAAGCCAACUACACAGUUAAAAAUUCUUAAGAUCAAUACAUUCUUUUUGGACUUAGACUGA